CCGAGUCAUUCGCCAUUGAAGACCGCGAAUUGAAGGUUAUAAAUGCAUGGUUUCAUGUCCCAGCAACCAGACUGACCCGAAGAGCAUAGAAAGAUAUAUAUAUAUAUAUAUAUGUAUGUACUUGAAAACAAAGCCAUUUGAUCAGGGGAAAUGGACCAGAACAAGGUAGAAGAAGAGCCAGUAACAGUGCUUCAAGGAGAUGGCUUCUAUUUUGACAGGCUGUUUCUAAGGGAUUCCUCCCCAGGGCAGUCUUUUCGUCUGUAUUACCGGGAUGCUCAAGGCGUCCCAUUUCAAUGGGAGAUGCAGCCGGGGACGCCCAAGAACCUGCCUGAAAAGGAGCCGGUUCCACCCCUCACCCCUCCACCGGCACUGCAGGGCUUGGGGCUGCCGACGCCUAGUUGUGUCGAGCAGCCCAAGGACUCCAACCGAUGGAAACCGGUCAGCCGGCUGUGGAAGAGGUGCAAGAAGAUACUGUUCAGUGAGAAAUUUGAAAGCUCAGAGUUAUGCCAGUGUGAUGGAAAAUUUAUAGCCUCAGCCUAUAAUCCAAGUUCUGAAUCUUCAUCUUCGUCAAUGCCCUGCUCAGAUCGCCAUCCUUCAGAGUCCCCGGAGUUCGAAAAGGAUCCUCUACAUGGACCUUUUGUUUGCAGCCCUGCUGACAUCACAUCGGUUGAUAGAUUCUUGGCUAGCAAAAUCAUGUCGAGAAAUUCCUCAGCAGGUCAGUCUUCACAUUUGUAUUACCAGCUCGCAGAAGGGGUUCCAUUUACGUGGGAAACGAUGCCCGGAAAAUCCAGUGAGCCGGUGCAGCAAGAAGCCAUUCCGCCCCCCAAUCCUCCACCGGCAGUGCAAGGCCAUAGUCUGCCUAGGCCAUGUUUCGAGCAGGACAUGGAGGCCCCACCAAGAUUGAUCUGGUUUUGGAAGAGAAUUAAAAUUAACUUCAAGCUUCAGAAAAGCAGGAAAAUUGACAAUACCGUGCCCUUGAGGUUUCCUAGCUGGGAUUCUUCCGGGUCUGAUCAGGACUUUGUGUCGUUGCUUCGCGAUUCAAGCUCUUCGUCGUCGUCGUCGUCCUCCUCCUCCUCCUCCAACAGUUCCUCUCUCUUGGAGCUGUCAAGGUCCGGGAAGUACUCGCAGGAUCAGUCCUACGGCUGCACUCCUUGGAAUGUGAGAGCCGGUCUUGUCGGUCUAGGAAGAAGGCUUUGACGUCACCUUGUAUUUAUUAAACUGGUUCCUCUUUGAUGUUAUAUAUAUUAUUAUUAUUUACUGCUUCAACGUGCAUGCUUGCUUUACAAUGCCAAGUGGUAUUUAAUUGAAG
Diospyros lotus (date-plum) is the source of this 1309-nucleotide messenger RNA. RefSeq lists its product as uncharacterized. NCBI's taxonomy places the organism in Eukaryota, Viridiplantae, Streptophyta, Magnoliopsida, Ericales, Ebenaceae. The transcript is spliced from 2 exons. The coding region runs from base 151 to 1197 and encodes 348 amino acids. The record is from RefSeq and is a predicted model, not a curated record.